UUGAGGAAAUUUCACUUUUUCCAAGGGCAUGGCAAGCAGCGCAGUGCACAAUUUGUGCCUCCCUUCCUCGUCUACUGCUGACAGGAGAUUAUCGCUCGGCUCGGGGCGUGGAUUAGGUGCCGCGGGCCGGCAGGGCUCUCGAUUCAAGACAUUGCGUGUGGCGGCAUUGCGGCAGGACGGAGGAGGAGACAGGGACGAUGGUUUCUCGGGUGACGAGCCUCCGGAGUCGCUCUUCAUGAAGGAGCUCAAGCGGCGCGGCCUCGCUCCGCCAACAAAGUACUCUGGAGCUUCCACCGAGACCAAAACCAAGCGCGAAGAAUUUGGCAGCGGCGAGGAUAGUAGCGACACCGCUCAAUCAUUCAAGUCUUCCACUUCUUCAUCUUCUUCCUCCUCGAAUUCCUCCGAGUGGAGGGAUGAUAGGAGUGGUCAGCUGAAGCGAACGCUGGCGCUCAAUAGCGAAGGCCUUGACGGACUCAUACCGCGAGCUCAGGAGCUCAUCAAGCUCGGCGCGACGUUUUUCCUCGCCUUCUGGCCGCUGAUCAUUGCGAUUGUCGCGCUCUUUGUGGCCAUCUAUCUGUACUUUGGUCCAUCCUUUAUACACGAGGGAGACCUUCAUGGCGGAAAGCCUCCGUACGUGGAUCCUUUCCAGCUGCUAGAAGAAGAAUCGCUGUCCAAGGAACCGGGAUUAUCGCCGUAUGUUCGCUGAGAACUGGCAUGCGUGAUUGAUUUAUCUAUAGGGGACUUGUACAGAACAUAUCGCUUCCAUAUCCAGGAAUGUUUAUUUUCUCAAGCAGGUAGUUUGUAUAUCGGGAUUUUUCAAUCGUCGUGCGCAAGUUGUCUGA
This is a messenger RNA of Selaginella moellendorffii, 842 nucleotides long. RefSeq lists its product as uncharacterized. Bases 29 to 706 code for a protein of 225 amino acids. NCBI's taxonomy places the organism in Eukaryota, Viridiplantae, Streptophyta, Lycopodiopsida, Selaginellales, Selaginellaceae. The transcript has 4 exons. The record is from RefSeq and is a predicted model, not a curated record.